GCAGCGCGCGCUGCUGUUCUCCUGCCGUGUUUGUACACAGUCCGCUGUGUAAUCGGGACCUGCACGCGCUCUCUCGUUCUCGGUUAUUGCAUUGUGCACCACUGCAGUAGGGGGAUAACUGCACAAGCAGAGCCGCUUUUCUUAUCACUUUGGCUUGCAGGUAGCCUCCGCGUAUCUCUCUCUCCAUCUCCAAAAAAGGACUUACAGAAAAACCAGUUGAGGGGAUACUGUCAUUUCAAACGACGUCGUUGGACGGAAAGGAACAGAAGUUUUAUUUUUUGGCUUAGUUGUCCAUUCUGCAAUCUUUCUGGAAGAGAUAUAUGCUGUUUAAAAAAUGAUGGGUCCGUUAUCCGUUUUCAUCGUCCUCUGCAUAAGCGCUGCUGUCCCGCAGCUAGCUAAAGGGGAAGCGUGCGAGCCCAACCCAUGUGCGAACGGGGGCGCCUGCUUUACGGCGCUGGCCGACGAGGCGUUCACAUGUGAGUGUCCCCCCGGCUUCACAGGCCCACAGUGUACUAAUGUUAUGGAGGUUGAGGUUGCGGCAGAUGGUGAGGAUCCUACUUCAGCAGGACCAUGCCACCCAAAUCCAUGCCACAACGGAGGGACUUGCGAAAUCAGUGAGACGUACAGGGGCGACACCUUUAUUGGAUAUGUCUGCAAGUGUCCGUCUGGCUUCAACGGGAUCCAUUGCCAACACAAUGUUAACGAGUGUGAAAGAGACCCUUGUAAAAAUGGAGGGAUAUGUACAGACCUGGUUGCCAACUACUCCUGCGAGUGCCCCGGGGAGUACAUGGGUCGAAACUGUCAGUACAAAUGCUCUGGACCACUUGGGAUGGAAGGAGGCAUCAUCUCCAACCAGCAGAUCACAGCAUCUUCCACACACCGAGCGCUGUUUGGGUUGCAGAAGUGGUACCCAUACUUUGCCCGACUCAACAAAAAAGGGCUGGUGAAUGCUUGGACAGCAGCCGAGAAUGACCGAUGGCCCUGGAUUCAGAUAAACCUGCAGAGGCGGAUGAGGGUGACCGGCCUCAUAACGCAGGGCGCCAAGCGCAUUGGGAGCCCCGAAUAUGUCAAGUCCUACAAGGUAGCCUCCAGCAACGACGGCAAGAUCUGGAAGACGUACAAGGUCAAGGGCACGGACGAGGACAUGAUAUUCCGUGGAAACGUCGACAACAACACACCCUCAGCGAACUCUUUCACCCCUCCAAUCGAAGGCCAGUACAUACGGAUUUACCCACAAGUCUGCAGGAGACACUGCACUCUUCGCAUGGAGCUUCUGGGCUGUGAACUCACUGGAUGCUCUGAGCCAAUGGGUAUGAAGUCAGGUCACAUCCAGGACUACCAGCUCUCGGCCUCUAGUGUCUUUCGGACACUCAACAUGGACAUGUUCACCUGGGAGCCGGGGAAGGCCAGGCUCGACAAACAGGGCAAAGUCAACGCCUGGACGUCCGGCCACAGCGACCAAUCACAGUGGCUGCAGGUGGACUUACUACUCCCCACAAAAAUCACUGGCAUCAUCACCCAAGGAGCCAAAGACUUCGGUCAUGUGCAGUUUGUGGGCUCCUACAAAGUGGCCUUCAGCAAUGACGGUGAAAGAUGGUUAAUAUAUCAGGAUGAAAAACAGAAGAAGGACAAGGUAUUCCAAGGAAACUUCGAUAAUGACACUCACAGAAAGAACGUGAUAGACCCACCCAUCUACGCCCGAUUCGUGCGGCUCCUGCCAUGGUCGUGGUACGGUCGGAUCACUUUGCGGGCUGAGUUGCUCGGCUGCACAGAGGAAGACUGAACAGUCCACCAUCCUCCCCUUUUCCCCUGGCUUACUGGAAUAUCGAGCGAUCCAGUAUUUCAAUACAAACUGUGCAAAACCUGUAAAAAGAAUCGAUUUCCAAUGGGUUUUUCAAGAAUACGUGUUUAGUUGUGGUAGGCGGGAUAUUUGUUUUCUACAUUGAUUUGAACCUGCCCUUGUCAAAUAUCUGUCCCUUUUUUUCCUCUUCUUUUUUGUCCUUGUCUUUUUAUUCUCAAAUUCUUAUUCUGAUUUUUUUGUACCAGUAUGGAAUGCAAUUGUGUAACAUACUGAGGGGGAAAUGGUCACACUGUGGAUCUGAUUUAUUGCAAUGAAAACUACAGAGUCACUUUUUAAU
Messenger RNA from Megalops cyprinoides (Indo-Pacific tarpon), 2138 nucleotides. Its product is annotated as EGF-like repeat and discoidin I-like domain-containing protein 3. NCBI's taxonomy places the organism in Eukaryota, Metazoa, Chordata, Actinopteri, Elopiformes, Megalopidae. The transcript has 11 exons. Bases 335 to 1783 code for a protein of 482 amino acids. Gene Ontology annotation, molecular function: calcium ion binding. The record is from RefSeq and is a predicted model, not a curated record.